Peromyscus californicus insignis is the source of this 4408-nucleotide messenger RNA. It is a transcript of the gene Ikzf2, whose product is annotated as IKAROS family zinc finger 2. The transcript is spliced from 8 exons. NCBI's taxonomy places the organism in Eukaryota, Metazoa, Chordata, Mammalia, Rodentia, Cricetidae. Gene Ontology annotation, molecular function: RNA polymerase II cis-regulatory region sequence-specific DNA binding; DNA-binding transcription factor activity. Bases 183 to 1724 code for a protein of 513 amino acids. The record is from RefSeq and is a predicted model, not a curated record. Gene Ontology annotation, biological process: regulation of transcription by RNA polymerase II.
ACCACCCACUGCAGUGCACAAACACACGUUAGGCACAAGGAGAGAAAAGAGAGAGAGGGAGAGGACACACUAACAGUAAACACAAACAAAAGGGUGAUGGGAUUAUUUUACUGCAUGCACGGCUGAGCACUGCACUUUGACUAUGGAAACAGAGGCUAUUGAUGGCUACUUAACAUGUGACAAUGAGCUUUCACCCGAAGGGGGAGCACGCCAGUAUGGCCAUUGACCUCACCUCAAGCACACCCAAUGGACAGCACGCCUCCCCAAGUCACAUGACAAGCACAAAUUCUGUAAAGCUAGAAAUGCAGAGUGAUGAAGAGUGUGAGAGGAAACCCCUGAGCCGCGAAGAUGAGAUCAGGGGCCAUGAUGAGGGGAGCAGCCUAGAAGAACCCCUAAUUGAGAGCGGCGAGCUGGCUGACAACAGGAAAGUCCAGGACCUUCAAGGCGAGGGAGGAAUCCGGCUUCCGAAUGGUAAACUGAAAUGUGACGUCUGUGGCAUGGUUUGCAUUGGGCCCAAUGUGCUUAUGGUACAUAAAAGGAGUCACACUGGGGAACGGCCCUUCCACUGUAACCAGUGCGGAGCUUCUUUCACCCAGAAGGGCAACCUUCUGAGACACAUAAAGUUGCACUCUGGAGAGAAGCCGUUCAAAUGUCCUUUCUGUAGCUAUGCUUGUAGAAGAAGGGACGCUCUCACAGGACACCUCAGGACCCACUCUGUGGGUAAGCCUCACAAGUGUAACUACUGUGGACGAAGCUACAAGCAGCGCAGCUCACUGGAGGAACACAAGGAACGCUGUCACAACUAUCUCCAGAAUGUCAGCAUGGAGGCUGCUGGGCAGGUCAUGAGUCACCAUGUACCGCCUAUGGAAGAUUGUAAGGAACAAGAGCCUAUUAUGGACAACAAUAUUUCUCUGGUGCCUUUUGAGAGACCUGCUGUCAUAGAGAAGCUCACGGCAAAUAUGGGAAAGCGCAAAAGCUCCACUCCACAGAAGUUUGUGGGGGAAAAGCUGAUGCGAUUCAGCUACCCAGAUAUUCAUUUUGAUAUGAACUUAACGUAUGAGAAGGAGGCUGAGCUGAUGCAGUCUCAUAUGAUGGACCAAGCCAUCAAUAAUGCCAUCACCUACCUUGGAGCUGAGGCCCUUCACCCUCUGAUGCAGCACGCACCAAGCACAAUCGCCGAGGUGGCCCCAGUGAUAAGCUCAGCUUAUUCUCAGGUCUAUCAUCCGAACAGGAUAGAGAGACCCAUGAGCAGGGAAACGUCCGACAGUCACGAAAACAACAUGGAUGGCCCCAUCUCUCUCAUCAGACCAAAGAGUCGACCCCAGGAAAGAGAGGCCUCUCCCAGCAAUAGCUGCCUCGAUUCUACUGACUCAGAAAGCAGCCAUGAUGACCACCAAUCCUACCAAGGAAACCCUGCCUUAAAUCCCAAGAGGAAACAAAGCCCAGCUUACAUGAAGGAGGAUGUCAAGGCUUUGGAUGCUACCAAGGCCACCAAGGGCUCUCUGAAGGACAUCUAUAAGGUUUUCAAUGGAGAAGGAGAACAGAUAAGGGCCUUCAAGUGUGAGCACUGCCGAGUCCUUUUCCUAGACCAUGUCAUGUACACCAUUCACAUGGGUUGCCAUGGCUACCGGGACCCACUGGAAUGCAACAUCUGUGGCUACAGAAGCCAGGACCGUUACGAGUUUUCAUCACACAUUGUUCGAGGGGAGCACACAUUCCACUAGGCCUUUUCAUUCCAAAGGGGACCCCUAUGAAGAACUGCACAUGAAGAAAUACUGCACUUACAAUCCCACUUUCCCUCAGAUGGUGACAUACUUUCUUCUUAAUACUGUCACUGUCUAUGAUUCUUACUUUGUGGACAAAAUGUCAUUUGCUCUGCCUAAUUAUAAAAAAAGAAAUAAGAGAAAAGGGAUGGGAUGUUCACUGAUAACUUGGCUUGUUUAUUUUGUGGGUGUAAAGCAGUUGAUUUCUGCCAUGCAUCCAUAUUAAGGCCUGUCAUGCUUUGGGAAAUCAUUUGUUUCAUAGAGAUUCACCUAAAAUAUUCUGAUUUGCCAUUGAUGUUCAGGAUUGUGAUGGAAGGCAGGAAACUUGAGAGUUUUCUGGGUAGGACUUGGGCAAUUUAAAACGGUCUAAGUAAUUUUCCUCUCAAAGGUGUUUCAAAAUGUAAACCCAUUUUAUUUUCUGUUCUUAGAGAUCAAGGAACACAAACACAUUAUUAUUUUCAAUAACUCCUAGGAUGAGUUGAAUUGUUGUGGGUUCUACGUUUACCUCCCCUACGGAAUUUAUAAUUCAGUAUGUUUUACACUGUAUCAUAUAGUAAAACUUUUAAACUACAGGUAGUUAAGGGCCACUACGAUACAUCUGAGGUCCUUUGAUCUUAUUUUUCUAAACUUGCGCACUGUUUUUCCAUAGUUUUGAUGACUGGCAUUUUAUAGACACCCUGGCAGCCUUACUUUUAACACCUGUGACAAAUGGUAUUUUUAUGCAGUUUUCAGAAAAGCAUGUGGUCUAAGAGUGGGUAAGAGGCAGUCGGUAAUUUCCAGGAAGAAUUCUGCUUUUCACAAUUUGAGAUUUUUUUUUUUAAAAAGUUGUGUUGUGAUGGCAGCCUAGUAUACAUAUUUGUUUCUAAAGGUGUGUUUACGAUCGUCACUUUAUCAGCAUUUAAACAGUGUUAAGCAGUCAGCAGAAAAGUGUAAUUAGGCUAACAGGAGGGGGAAAAUCCCACUCUGAGAACCCUUUUCUGAUAUUUUUCUUCAAGCUGUGACCACUCAGUGUUCUGUCCAUAGUCCAUUCCUCUUUGACUCUUGGAAUAGAAGGUCUUAAGAAGCCUGGCUAUCGGCUGCUUCUUUCAAAAUCUUGGAGCAACUGCUAAUUGGACCUGAAUGUGGUCAUUUGAACCCUGGAAGGUCAUUCAUUAAUGAGGGCUAUUUAUUCCACUGCUUCUUCAGUAAUAACAGUUACUACCUUUGCUGCAGACGGAAGGGAACUUCUUUGCAACCCGAAGAUCACACUGCAGGUCCAACAAAAGAGCAACAAAGUUUUCUUUUACCCUUCUUGGAGUUGAAAAUGUGACAGUCUUCAGGUGAAGGACCUGCACUUUAAAAAAAAAAAAAAAAUUUAAAAAAAAAAUCAGUUCUGUUAAGUUCUUGUCAGAAAUGAAUCUCAAUCCAUUGGUAGAUAAUUUUCUGUCUUCUCUUUGUUUGCACCAGGCAUAUACUUCCAUAUUUCAUGUGCAGGUUUCAAGUUGAUCUCUGUGGGGGCUUGGCUUCUUCUCUGGAGAGUCCACUGGCAUUUGUGGGUGGGACUGGAGCACACUAUUCUCAAGUCAUUUGGCGGAAUGCUUUUGGCAGACAUAACUUGCUGCUUGUGUUUGAGGAAAACAGGCCUGACCAUGACUGGAUUCUCUGACUGCCAUUUGUAAAGGCUGAAGGUCUGCUAAACAGUGACAAAUAACUGCUCCGAGGGCCUCCCUUAGAACAGGAUGCUGAAACCAUGUAACUGCAGAGUGACGCGGACAGUGUCAAGACUUGAGAACUACCCACUGAUGAGCGGUGUUCUCUCAACUCGCUUUGCAGAUUUCCAUCUGUUCACUUACGGAGCUUCUUAGCUCUAACAUAGCUAGAAAAAGUUCUGACUGACCUCUUUUGCUAAUCCUUAGCUUAGUUAUUUCUGGAGAAAUGUCCAACUGGUUCCUUUACAUGUAAGAAAAUGCACCCAAACAGAGAUAAAGCGAACGCCAGCGGUGGGGUUUUCCAUUUUUUGAUUUUUUUUUUUUUCAUCCCUUGGUAAUUUGUGAAAACACAGUUUACUCAGGGAUAAAGCGUCUAGUCAAGACUCCCUUACCCCCACCUACCCGGCACACUCUCAAAUCAUGAGGGAAAUGGCAUUUAUGUUUGAAUGAGGUAAAUAGUGUUAAGGCUCAUGAUUUUGUGUUUUAAAACUGCAAUUUAACAAAGCAUUUGGAUGCCUGUCAAUGUGUUCAUAAUUUGGGCUGUCUGAAUUUCUGCUGGCAUCCUUCAUCAAUUUUCUUCAUUCUCUCUCCUCAUACCUACUGUAUUAACGAUCAUGUAUCUCCCUGCACUAGGAUUAAACUGAGUUUAGGUGUACCUAAAGAUUUGUGUACUCCCCCUAUGAAGAUGGUACUAACAUACUCUCUACCUUUCCAAUUCCAUCUUGUUGGAAAACCUGAUUUAUUUAAGGGAGUUAGCUGUGACGGUAAAUUUGCUGGACAUAUACACUAGCUUUUUUUUUUUUUUGUAAGAUGCAUAACACAAAGGACAGAAAAAGACAUGGAUGGCUCAGGUGUGACAGGGACAAAAGAGAUCAAGGUGAAUUCAACAUUUGUGGGUUACAGUGAAUUUUGUGGACAGAGGGCCGUCUGAAGGACUCUCGACUUUUCACCAAAGAC